This is a messenger RNA of Scylla paramamosain (green mud crab), 2756 nucleotides long. RefSeq names its product pigment-dispersing hormone 2 peptides-like. The record is from RefSeq and is a predicted model, not a curated record. NCBI's taxonomy places the organism in Eukaryota, Metazoa, Arthropoda, Malacostraca, Decapoda, Portunidae. The coding region runs from base 1378 to 1617 and encodes 79 amino acids. The transcript is spliced from 3 exons.
UCUCCUCGCUUUUUUUUUUUUCCUUUUAUUUUGCAAACGUUUGUCUCUCACGUGCGUGCAUAUCACUCAUUAAAAGCACAUAGAAUAUUAUUUUAUCUUUUGUAGGCUUUCUUAUAUUUUCAAAAAAUUAGAUUUUAUUAUAUUUAUCUUCGAUCGCAGAUAUUUAUGGUGCAAAACUGAAAACAGCACUCACACAAGAGGCUGUCUGCUUUUCAAAAGGAACGGAUGUUAUAUUGGUUUGGUUUAAAAAGAUGAAGCACAAUCCAUAUUGAUCUUUAGGCAUCACAGACAAAAAUGUAACUAUACAGCAGACAAUUAUUGAUAAAUUUAUGCAGGGUAGAUAUGUAAGUGUUGGAAGUUAUGAAUGAUAAAUGAAGGGGGAAAAUAAUGAUUUUAACGAUCCCCUUUACAUUAAAGGGAGACUGAUCAAGGAAUUCAAGACAAAAUUAUAUAAAAAAAUUAAUAAAGAUCAAUGCUGAAUGAUAAUGCUAUUUAUUCCCUCAAUUGCACACACUUUUUCAGCACUAGUAGCAGGAGCUGUCAUUCCCACGCUCAUUAUGUUAACAGGUAACGUUUUUACUUUCUUUAUAGAAAACUAUAUAGCAUGAUUAUUUUAUUUAUUUAUGUCUUAUGGUCUUUAAAGAUUCCUGUCCUCCUUAAAUGUUAAAAGAAAAAACCACGGUACCAUCUUAAGUUUUCAACAUGUCUCUCUCUCUAUAUAUAUCAUCCCUGCUUACAAAUAAAAUUUGUACAAGCGUCGCUCGUGGACUUAUAAUUCAUACAUCUGUCAUCCUUAUAAAUGACAUCCGUGCACCUGUCAUCUGUACGCCUGCCAUCUACAUUAUACUCCUGCCUAUCAUUCAUAAACUUGUCACCAAUACAUCGUCAUUAAUUUACCUCUCAUCAACAAACACUUAUCAUCAGCACACUUCCUUCAGGUGAGCCUUCACAUCCUCACAAACAAAAUGCACUGCUGUUCAUUAUUUUAAAAACAAAAUCCUUAUCAUCUAUCUUUCAUUAUAACAGAAUGCUUCCAUCAGUGAAAUAAAAAUAAUCGGAAUAAAAUCAGAGCAAAACACUUAAGGACGAAAACGAUACCACUCGACGCACAUGAGAAGCAAACGUUCGCGAAUAAAAGCCGCUGCCUUUGUCACGUUUAUUCCACCGCUCAGUUCUUUUCAGCGUUUGUCUUCCAUUAAACACUCGAUACACACACUUACCUGCCGCAUGUGUGCCGCGGGGGUAGGGGAAAACUUUGAGGGGGCGGGGGAGAAAGGGGGCGUGUGACAUAAAUAUUGGGCAGCAGCAGCCACCAGCAUCAUUCCAGCACCAGCCUUGCCCUAACUACCUUACCUGCCUGCCUACCUACAGAGCAAGAUGCGCAACGGUGUGUUCGUGGCUGUGUUGGUGCUGGUGGUCCUCGCUGCCCUCCCCACCCAGGGGCAGGAGCUUCAUGUUCCCGAGCGUGAGGCCGUGGCCACCCUGGCGGCACGCAUCCUGAAGGUGAUCCAUGCCCCACAGGAGGCCGCCGCAGGUCUCCCUCACAAACGCAACUCUGAACUCAUCAACUCGCUGCUCGGCCUCUCCCCGCUGAUGAACGAGGCCGGCAGGCGGUGAUGGUCGAGCCCUUCACGCCCUUCCUUGCUGCAAGCUGAGGCGAGUCGUUGCCGCCCUGCUGCAGGGCUGUCCCUUCCACCACGCCUCGCAUUACUCAUUUAAUGAAUAAACUUUAUAUACAUUAAUAGCAGAGAUACCAGUUUUUCUUACCUUGAUCAUACUUUUCCUUCUCAUAUAUAACAAAUGGAUGGAACGCCACCAUCACAACACAAGACAGACCCACACCACACUGCUGAUUAAGCGAAUCAUAGGGUACCUUCAAGAAGUCACUACAGUAGACAACAAUUCGUGCUCGUGAAGACUGACGUGCGUGGGGUUUGCAAACAUUCCACGUCAAUCAAUAUUCAGUAUCUUAUUUAUAAUCAGCAACGACCCGAGCCUCAAAGGUUGGCGUGCUCAUCGCUCCUCAUCUCUUAUGAGUAAUCAAACAUUCGUCCCUCUUUGGAAGCCAUACUGACAAAACAUAAUUAUAAAUUUUGUGCUAUUUCCAAUGUCCUGUUUUUACUUUCCUUAAUAUCUUAUUCAUAAAACAAUUGCCUUCAUAGCAGUACUUGUACCAAACAUUAAUUUUUGUUAUCUUGUCCAGGGAUUUCCACUCUUUUAUUAGCUUGCCAGAUUUUGCUAACAUGUAUAAUCUAGGUAAUGGACAGAACUACCUGGCGCCUCGCUCAUAAAAGUGUCAAUGGCUUGCGUGAAUAUUUCGGAACAUUCUUUUGUCAAAUUGUUCCUUUUGGAGCUCUUCACUGUAUCGUUUAGUAUUUUUAUCACUUGGACAGGCUCUGAUCUUUUAAGCCAAUAUAACCACAACGUAAAUCCCUGCAGGCUGUGCUUACUGUGGUCACAAUUCUCCCAUUGCGUUUCUCUGGAAAUACCUGGUAAGGCAGUCAUUUGCAGCCCUCCCUCCACAUCCAGUCACGACCCGUCACGGACACACGUCGUCUAGCUAUUCACUAAUUUAGUGAACAUUCGAAGGUUUCUGUUUCAAUUUAUCCUCUGAAUAUUAUUUGUUUUUCUUAAGGUUGGUGGGCAUGAAGUUAUCUGACCCCCCAAAAAAAUAAGUUUAAAAAGUAUAUAAUGAAAUUACUCCAAGAACAAGUUGAAGUAUCUGUUCUUAUUAUGAGAAUUCGAAAUACUGUGUG